CAUGGACGCAAAACAGAAAGAAAGAAAAAAAAGUGAUAGUCUUUGCCUUUGUGUUGUCAGUAAAUUUUAAAAGAUUCCAAUCUAAAGAUGUUAUAUUACCAUGGAUACUUCUUUAAAAUCUUCCGAGACAUUGAGGCUUGUUUAAAGGUCUUCAAAGAUUCCUGAAUUUGAAAGGAACAUACUUUGUUGUUGCGAAUGUUUUUGGCAGACGACAUCAAGAAGAGCUUCCAAAGUAUUGGAAACAAAAAUAAACAAGACUCGCGUUUCUGAUCACACGUUGACGUUAAAUAUUCGGAACUCAAAGUUUUCACGUGCAGUACAGAAAUGUUACGGUCGAUGACGUAACUAUAAACAUUAUUUAGCUUUAUCAGCAGUUAAAACUGAAUAAAUCGAGCUAAAGCAACAACCGUAACAAAGUGUUUUGUUUACACAAUAAACUUGUCACGUGAUAUUAUGACUAACCAAUGGAAUCGCUUGGAUCAGACUUAUGAGUAGACAAAAUUCUUUAUCAGCAUAUUAUCCAAAAAUGCAGCGAUGAUUGUAAGAAGCACGAAAUAUAUCGGUAUCUUCAAAAAUGACGUUCAAUUUUUAUCUUAACAUGUCACCAAAUUUAAAACGAACUAAGGUUUUCUUCCUUACUAUCGCAAUAUUUUAUUUUCAAUUAAUUUUAAUAUCACACAAUUGGAAUAUAUCAGAAAAUAUUUACAAAAUAUCAAGUGAAAUAUCAAAAGUUAGAAUUUCCGAAAAACAUUUACAUUUACAUUAUAUUGCUAAUUCUGGUGCAACAAGUCGCCCGGAUGUAUGUACGGGAUGUUUUGAAAAGAAUUUUAGAAAGAUAAUAAACGAGCCUUCAUUAUGUGACGGUGAUGUCGAACUUUUAUUCAUGAUUGCUUCGACAUUUUCAAGGAAGGAUUCUAGAAACGCUAUAAGAAACACUUGGGGUGGACAAUGCAAUAAACCGGAUUCAAAAAUGAAAGUGGUAUUUGUGUUUGGAAAUAGAAACGAUUCCGUUGAAAACGCUCAUCUUCUCAACGAGAGUAAGAAGUACAGUGAUAUAAUUCAAUUUGAUUUUAACGACACAUAUGCAAAUUUAACUUACAAAACAAUAACAUCAUUGCAAUGGAGUGAUGAUUAUUGCAAGAAAGCAAAUUACGUCAUGAAAACAGACGAUGACAUGUAUGUUAAUACAGAGUUACUUCCUUUAAUGCUCAAAGCGGCUCCUAGUAAACACUUUAUGGGUGGCAUGUGCUGGGGUCCAAGUUCUCCUCACAGAGAUAUGACCUCAAAGUGGUACGUUUCAUUUGUACAAUACCGACAUCCUUUGUUUCCUUCAAUGUGCAGCGGAACCGGAUAUGUUAUGUCACGUGACGUAGUUUCCGGUAUCCUUCAAGAAUCACCAAACGUGCCAUUCUUCUAUCUCGAGGACGUUUAUGUUGCAAUUUGUUUGAAAAGGUUCGGAGUAACUCCGCUAAAAUUAGAUGGAUUUAACAAUCAGUAUGUAAAAUUUGACCCUUGUAACUAUAGAAACCGUAUUAUCACGGCUCAUGAGCUAAGUGCGAAUAGUUUAGUCUAUAUAUGGAAUGAAAGGAGAACAUGUCCUAAAGCCGAUACUAGACCGGAAUUUGUAUAUAGACCAUUUCCGGUGUAAAAAGUCCAUCUUAAUAGAAAAAUAUUUAUCAUUUUGUAAGCUUGUAUUUUGAGAAAACAAUUUUUGGUUAUACAGUCGAACCUGUGACGACGUGGUCGUUAUAUACAAAAGGUCUUAAUUUGGGGGUUAGACAUUUCGAUUACAUCAAUGAUGGGUUAUCAAAAAUUGGCAAUUAUUUAUCUAGGUUUAUCUUUAUUCAGAUCUGGUCUUUAACACGGGCUUGACUGUAUAUACCAUAUUGUUACUUAUGUUUGGUCUCUUAAAAAUCACCCAGUAGCAUAAAAAAUUAAAAAUACGUGGUCCGGAAAUUAUUCAAAUACCUGUAAUCUUCCUUAAUAUCAUUACCUAAACAUCAAGAGCAAAGUUUACACCAUUUGAAUACAGUGUUUGUUUGAUUAUUUAUUAGAUUAUUAAAUCAGAUGAUAAAUUAAAUAUCUCAAACGGG
This is a messenger RNA of Ruditapes philippinarum (Manila clam), 2093 nucleotides long. Its product is annotated as beta-1,3-galactosyltransferase 1-like. The record is from RefSeq and is a predicted model, not a curated record. Bases 575 to 1648 code for a protein of 357 amino acids. The transcript is spliced from 2 exons. Gene Ontology annotation, cellular component: membrane. NCBI's taxonomy places the organism in Eukaryota, Metazoa, Mollusca, Bivalvia, Venerida, Veneridae. Gene Ontology annotation, molecular function: hexosyltransferase activity.